UAGGAGCGCUCAGGAUAUCCCUGAGCUCCAGAGUUUCUUGUUCCAAAGCUCCGAGUGUGAGCACGGUUCCCCCAUCUCAUGACCGGGGCUGGCACGACCCAGCUCAGGCGGCUAGUUUCCCGCGAGGCAUCGGAGGAAGAGGCACAGCUGUGUGAGCUUCCCCUCCACCUGGGAGCCCCCGCUCAAGUCAAAACUUUGCGAUUUCCCUCGCUCUCUCCCGCGGGGUGCCCCCAGCUCCGCCCCGCUGUCCCGCCCCGCCCCGUCCCAUUCAGCCUUCCUCUUCUCUCGCUGGGGUCCCAGCCCACUUCGCUCGGGGGCUUGCAGAGAACCGGACUUGGCAGCGACCAAGAUCUCGAAGAAAGACUGACUGAACCCAGACUGAAGUUGAAGCUUCCGAGAGGCGUGCCAGGGCUGGACGGGGAAGCUAAGACUAGAGAAAAGGAUACGGAGAGAGAGAGAAAGGAGGGGGAUUGGGAAGAAGGGCGGGCACCAGAGAAUGAGAAAGAGAUCUUUGGGGAAGCAGCGAAGGCGGGUCCGGGGCUCUCCAGGUUGAGAAAGAGGGAGAAAAGGAAGGAGGGAAGGGAAGAGAGAAGGAGGGAAGAAAGACAGCGGGACCCCUAGCCAGCAUUCAAACUCCGAAAAAGUUGUUCAGUGCUUCCCAACAGUCCCGGGUAGCCUCCAGUUUCACAUCUAGACUUAGACCCAAGUCUUUAAGGGGGAGGGGCCUACAUCUAUUCUCUCCCGCUCGGGUCUCAGCUAUCUCAGCCCCCUGCGGACACAGAUCUUCUUUAGUUUCUCCCCUUGAGGACUUAACCUUGUGGAUAAAAAGGCAAAGCAAGUAAUUUGGGAGUCACUCUCCCUUCCCCUAAGAGGCAAGUGAGCGCCUGGAGGGCGCAGUGGUCCUGCAGACUUAAGUUCCGGAGGCCGUGACCUUGGCCCUGUUUCAGAAGUUAAGCCGCCGCUGGGCGGGGGGCAGCAUGGCGGUGUCAGCGAUCACCGGCUUCUCGCUGGUCAGCCUCCUCAGCUUCGGCUACCUCUCGUGGGACUGGGUCAAGCCGGGCCACCAAGCUGAUGGGCCUCGGGCCUCUGCCGACAAGCCUCCUCCUUCGCCCUCGCAGUCUGCGUCCCCACCUCAGCCCCACAUCAUCUUCAUUCUCACUGAUGACCAAGGCUACCACGAUGUGGGCUACCAUGGCUCAGACAUCCAGACCCCCACCCUGGACCGACUGGCCGCUGAGGGCGUAAAACUGGAGAACUAUUACAUCCAGCCCAUCUGUACCCCUUCUCGAAGUCAGCUCCUCACGGGCAGGUACCAAAUCCACACAGGACUCCAGCACUCAAUCAUCCGUCCUCGGCAGCCCAGCUGCCUGCCCCUCGACCAGGUGACGCUGCCGCAGAAGCUGCAGGAAGUGGGUUACUCCACUCACAUGGUGGGCAAAUGGCAUUUAGGCUUCUAUAAGAAGGCUUGUCUGCCCACGCGACGGGGCUUCGACACCUUCCUGGGCUCCCUGACUGGCAACGUGGACUACUACACCUACGACAAUUGUGACGGGCCCGGGGUGUGCGGCUAUGACCUUCACGAGGGGGAGAGCGUCGCCUGGGAGCAGAGUGGCCAGUACUCCACGCUGUUGUACGCCCAGCGGGCCAGCCAGAUCCUAGCCAGUCACAACCCCCGCCAGCCCCUUUUCCUCUACGUCGCCUUCCAGGCUGUGCACACCCCGCUGCAGUCUCCCCGCGAGUACUUGUACCGCUACCGCUCCAUGGGCAACGUGGCUCGGCGCAAAUACGCGGCCAUGGUGACCUGCAUGGAUGAGGCUGUGCGCAACAUCACAUGGGCUCUGAAGCGUUACGGUUACUACGACAAUAGCGUCAUUAUCUUCUCCACGGACAAUGGCGGCCAGACCUUCUCGGGCGGUAGCAACUGGCCUCUGAGGGGCCGCAAGGGCACUUAUUGGGAGGGUGGGGUGCGGGGCAUCGGCUUUGUCCACAGUCCGCUGCUCAAGAGGAAGAGGAGAACGAGCCGGGCGCUGGUCCACAUCACAGACUGGUACCCCACGCUGGUGACGCUGGCCGGGGGCAGCGUGUCUGAGGCCGACGGGCUGGACGGCUACGAUGUGUGGCCAGCCAUCAGCGAGGGGCAGGCUUCUCCCCGCAUGGAGAUCCUGCACAACAUUGACCCUCUCUACAACCACGCCAAGCACGGCUCCCUCGAGGGUGGCUUUGGCAUUUGGAAUACGGCAGUGCAGGCUUCUAUUCGAGUUGGUGAAUGGAAGCUGCUGACCGGGGACCCUGGCUACAGUGACUGGAUCCCCCCACAGACUCUGGCCAACUUCCCCGGCAGCUGGUGGAACCUGGAGCGGUUGGCAGAUGGCACCCGCCAGUCCGUGUGGCUUUUUAACAUCAGUGCUGAUCCCUAUGAACGCGAGGACCUAGCGGCCCAAAGGCCCGAUAUAGUCCGUUCCUUGUUGGCUCGGCUGGCAUAUUACAAUCGGACAGCCAUCCCGGUGCGCUACCCCGCUGAGAAUCCUCGAGCCCACCCUGACUUCAAUGGGGGUGCCUGGGGUCCGUGGGUUAGUGAGGAGGAAGAGGAAGAGGAAGAGGAAGAGACUGGGGAAGGGAGGGGCCGGGCUUCUCAUCGGGGCAGAAAAAAGUGCAAAAUUUGUAAACUUCGCUCCUUCUUUCGCAAGCUCAACACCAGGCUGAUGUCCAAUCGCAUCUGACAGGGGGUAGAUUGGGGGUGGGGGUCUGCAAUUUCAGGUCUUCCACCAGGGCUCCUAUUCAUGACUGGGAAACCCUUAAAGAGACUACUGGUAUCUAAGCAAAAGAAAAAUGGGGGCUAGCUCAGCUGGCUGGGGUAAGGGAGUGCCUUGGGCAUAGUCUAUGAAAUGGGAAUAUCCCUCAGGGCUGGGAUGUCAGACACAACCUGACUGGUGGUGAUACUUGCUGAUUUGUUCAGUUCCAUAGUUGCCAUGCUCCUGGAACUUAGCAGAGAUGAAGGGAUAGGAAUGUGGGUUCAGGACCUGACCUUAGAACUAUUUCUAUCCCUGAACCAUCUGAGGCUACACUUGGAGGGAAGAAUGGAGUUUCUCUUCCAGGAUCAUCUUGUCUUCACCCAAAUAAAGGUUUUUCCCCCAGCUUUAGCCGAUGAGAGCAAGGUUGGGGCCAAGAGAGGGUGUGAAGGGCUAAAGUAUAGGCAAAGUAGUCAUGAGAGGGUGGGUGAGCACCCCUUGGGCCUGCUACUGAAGGUGGUCUAUAUGAGAAGGGAAGGUGGAUUCGGUAGCCUGGGAUGUCCCUUUCAUCUCUCUGAAUCUGAUUCUAAGAUCUGAGAGCUUCCUCCAUCUAACUAGCGUCUGACAAAUGGGGUGCUGCUGUUGGCAAAGGAAAUGAUUAUCAGUGACUCUUUGGCAUGUGCAAGCACGCAAGACAAUAAGCGUUAAGUAUCUACUGCGUACCAGGCUAAGCAAAUGAUCCUGAGCACACGCAAACAUGUAUAGAGGUGAGGUCAUUGUACAAACGGGUGUAAAUAUGGGUGGCGUCAAUGAUACACACCUACAUGUAGUCUGUCCUGUGUGUGCCCUGGGGUUGCGUGGGGGAA
This is a messenger RNA of Sarcophilus harrisii (Tasmanian devil), 3595 nucleotides long. RefSeq names its product arylsulfatase family member I (gene ARSI). The record is from RefSeq and is a predicted model, not a curated record. Lineage: Eukaryota; Metazoa; Chordata; Mammalia; Dasyuromorphia; Dasyuridae. The transcript is spliced from 2 exons. The coding region runs from base 978 to 2720 and encodes 580 amino acids.